Molecule: messenger RNA, 2850 nt
Organism: Rhipicephalus microplus (southern cattle tick)
Lineage: Eukaryota; Metazoa; Arthropoda; Arachnida; Ixodida; Ixodidae
Cellular component (GO): nucleus
Source: RefSeq, a predicted model, not a curated record
UUGCCUUCAACGCAAUGUCGUAAGUUUUGUCUUACGAUAAAACCCACGGGGUCUUGGAAAAACUUUCAAUCUGGCUCGUGACGAUCAACGGUGAUGACUUGAGUGUGCUCCCGUGAACGAUCAAUGAAGUGCACCGACUGAAAAAAAAGUGUACGGACUGGACGUUCGAAACCGUGUUUCAAGUAGACAACUGGAUCGACGCAGCCCACACGAAAAUGGCAGCGUGCACGCAAGUGGUAGUUAUAAACACCAAUCCGCAGGGAAGACGCCCGAACUUCAGCCGAGCCGAAAUCGAAGCGUUGGUCGCGGGAUACAAGAAGCAUAGGACUGUGUUCGAACGGCGGUACGCGGGCGUCUCCAAAAGUAGGAGCGAAGCGUGGGACUCGAUAACGCAGUCCCUCUUUGCCGUUUCCGGAGUGCAUCGAACCACGGCCGAGAUCAGAAAGAAAUGGCACGACUUGAAAUCGUUAUGCAAGAAAGGAGCCAGCUGUGGUGCUACAGCUGGGAACCUUCUUGCUGAAGCUGCCCUGUUCAAUAAUCACAACGAGCUCGUAAUAGGAAUCCCUGUGGAAGACUGUUUGCUCGGCAACAGCACAGAAGCCCCAAGUAGCACAGGAGCUGAUGAGUCGAGCGAUAAUACGAAUACUAAUAUAGAUGUCAAACAAGAGCCUCCCAGUUCCCCCGAAGAGGCCGUCUGUGAUAACGGAUCAAGCAAUCCAGAGCCAAAAUGUGAAGGCAUCGAACUGCACAUAGAUGAGGGAGUUCCAUGCAAUAGCAAGUCGACCCAGACAAGUGAGCUGAGUUCACAAGAUGCAGGCCGUAAAAAAGAUUCAGCAGGCGAGUUGCUGAAAACACAAAAGGAAAUACUUCACGUACUCGAGCGCCUCGCUAAAGCUCAAGAAAAGCUUGUUCAGCUGAAAGCCUGGAAGUACGGUGUGAAACUGACUGACGAGGGUAUUUCUGAGGAACACCAGAGUGCCAAACGCAGCGAGAGAAACGGCCUGCAAGCGCGGACGUCAAAUUCAACAUUGUGAUCAUGUUCUUCAUUUUGUUGAUGAUGUCUUGUCUCUUGACUUCCAAAGUACAAAACAUGUCAGUGUUUCAUAGUGUAACGUGACCUCGUCCGAUGUAUGGCACUAUGUUAAAGUAGUCUGCAAGAACUCCUACUUUUGGCCGUGUAGCAUAUGUUGAUUGGCUAAGCCUGUGGGCCUCUUAGUCAAGUUAUGUUUGCACCAUAUACUCUGCUGUAAAGAUGUAUUUCAAAAAGUCGUUGUUCAUUUAUGCAACUUUGUCUAUUGUCUUGUAUAAACAGUCUGUAAAACUGCCUUACCUGCACAUAAUUUGUCAUCCAUAUAGCCUUCAUAUAGAGCUGACAUAUGAUUAUACCAUUUGAUAUGGAUUAGAUCAAUAUAUGAUGGGCUUCAUUACUAUGCUUGAGCAAGUGUAAAAGGAAAUACAUGAUUGUUGCACAUAGCAUAUCUUGUAGCAGCAUCGGUACGAACAGGCUGUAACUGAACAAGUCCUACAGCCUCAGUCUAGAUCAUUAUGAAGGAUAUGCAGUCACACUGAUGGCUGGUCACUUGUUGCAGUGCUGGAUGUUCUUCCAACCAGUAUACAAAAUGCAUUGGUCUCUUCCUGCUUUCGUGAGUCUCGUUCACCAUGCUGUAUUUUUGCUCGAGGUUGUAAGCAGGACACCUUACGUCCCAGUAAUCGCACACUUAUAGUCACUUGCAAAUAGAUUCGGUCUUGUUUCAGGCACAUGCACAAAUUAUGCAGGGCCCAUUGUGCUGUCUUGGUGACCAUGGCGUUAUUAUCUGUUGAGCAUUAGGUUCCGAGUCCAAUCUACGGCUGUAGCAGUGCAUUUUAGUGGAUUGAACUUUAUGGAAACCUAAAAGGUCAAGAGUAAUCCACAACUCCUCACACAAUGUCCCACACAUGACAUUGGUGAGGACAACCCACAAUUAUAUUUCUUCAUGCUAUAUAAUGCAAGGUCAUAAAGUGCAAUAGCAGACUAUAUAGACACGAUUGUAUCUUUGCAACAGCUGUGCGAGAUUGAAGUUUAUUUCUUGUAUUAUCAUUCAGCACUGCACAAGUUGUAGGCAUUGGGAUGCUGACUCCCUGUAUGUGCAUUCUUGCUACUUGAUUUACUGAAGCCGUCCUUUGUAGACAAGUCACGUGGCAACAUGAACUACAAUGUUUGUGUUUACAAUGAGGCAGUGGGUGCCAGUAUAAUGUUACAUUUUGAAACACCUCCAAAUUAAACCGUUUUAGGUCAGCAGCUUUAUUAGCCAAUUCAUGCAAGCAGAUGGCUUACAUAUUGUCUACUUGCAUGAACAUUAUCCAACAAAAAGAGUGGCAAAAAGCAGUAUUGACCUCCAAGUAUGUUGCAAAAGUGACGGAAAUACUGUCGCUUAGAAAUCGCACAUCAUUUUCAUGUUCGGUCAUACAAGCCUUGGUGAAUUGUAGCAUAACUUGCACAAUUGAUAAGAUGUGUUUGAAGAGCUGUACACAAGAAAAGGAAAUCAUGCCUGCUUUUCCCGGAUUUUAUGUUUGUAAUAUACGUUUGAGUUCUGCAGCCAUAAUAUAGGCUACAAUGGUUAAAUAAUACCGGUACUAGUCGAGUGUUGGCUUGUUCGAUUGCGAUUGUCAUACUUUUUGUGUUUAUAGGUAUGUACACUAAGUGUACGAAAUGUUAUUUUUUUCUUUGGCAUCGUCAUAAAUGUAGACACCGUGCUUACUUUGCGUGUAUUUUAUUUCCGCUAUCACAUUAUGGCACUGUCUUUGCAUUUUGCAUCAUAGAUGAUGUAUGAACAAUUAAUCAUAGGAAAUAAAGAAAUUCUCUCUCUUUAU